AUGAAUGCAAGCAGAUUCUGGGGGAAGAUUGUCAUUGUGACCGGAGGAGGGAGCGGAAUUGGCGCUCGUCUGGCAAAAGCGUUUGAUCAAGAAGGCGCCGUGGUAGCAGUAUGCGAUAUUCGGAAAGAUAUAGCAGAUGAUGUUGCAACGAAUCAACUACGAAAUCCACUACGCCCAAAAACAGGUUAUCAUGUAGAUGUGACAAAUGCAGAACAAGUUCGGUACAUGAUUCAAGACAUCCUUGAGAAAUAUGGAACGAUUGACAUUUACUGCAGUAACGCUGGAAUCAUUCAACCAUAUGAUGAACCAAAAGAGGGCGAGUCCGGCAUCACGAGGUAUUCUGAAGCAAAAUGGAAGCGUUUGAUUGAGGUGAAUGCGUUAAGUCACUUGAUCGCAGUCCAGGAACUUUUGAAAAAUUGGAAUCAGGGAAGGCCAGGCUCAAAACCAAGUUUCAUCAUGACAGCUUCAGCGGCUGGACUACUGACCCAAAUUGGCGAUGCCAGUUAUGGAGUGUCCAAGGCGGCAGCUGUAUCUUUUGCAGAGCACUUGGCAAUCGAACACAGUGAUAGACUACGAGUAUUGUGCAUUUGCCCUCAAGCGGUAGACACGUCAUUCGGAGAAGGGAUGGUUCAGAAAACAAACAACUCUGCCAAGAAAGAUGGUGUCAUUAGUCCAUCGAUAGUCGCGGCUUGUACGUUGGAUGCACUUUCCUCGCAGGUCGAAACAGAUCCGUCGCUAUUCAUCUUUCCGCAUCCUGAAGUCGCUACAUAUGUCAAGCGAAAAGGAGUCGAUCACACGCGAUGGCUCAAAGGAAUGAUCAGAUUCAAGAAGAAACAGGAACAACAGAUGAUGAAAUCAAAAUUAUGA
Messenger RNA from Cylindrotheca closterium, 867 nucleotides. Lineage: Eukaryota; Bacillariophyta; Bacillariophyceae; Bacillariales; Bacillariaceae. The record is from the annotation of a GenBank genome assembly.